This is a messenger RNA of Etheostoma cragini (Arkansas darter), 500 nucleotides long. Its product is annotated as histone H2B 1/2-like. Lineage: Eukaryota; Metazoa; Chordata; Actinopteri; Perciformes; Percidae. The record is from RefSeq and is a predicted model, not a curated record. The coding region runs from base 22 to 396 and encodes 124 amino acids. Gene Ontology annotation, cellular component: nucleosome. The transcript has a single exon. Gene Ontology annotation, molecular function: protein heterodimerization activity; structural constituent of chromatin; DNA binding.
GUGAACACCGGUAUCGCAACCAUGCCUGAACCAGCAGUGAAAGCAGCGAAGAAGGGCUCCAAGAAGGCGGUGACCAAGACCGCCGGCAAGAAGGACAAGAAGAGGAGAAAGACCAGGAAGGAGAGCUACGCCAUCUACGUGUACAAGGUGAUGAAGCAGGUCCACCCCGACACCGGCAUCUCCUCCAAGGCCAUGGGCAUCAUGAACUCGUUCGUGAGCGACAUCUUCGAGCGCAUCGCCGGCGAGGCCUCCCGCCUGGCUCAUUACAACAAGCGGUCUACCAUCACCUCUCGCGAGAUCCAGACCGCCGUGAGGCUGCUGCUGCCCGGGGAGCUGGCCAAGCACGCCGUGUCCGAGGGCACCAAGGCCGUCACCAAGUACACCAGCUCCAAGUAGACCGGCUCCAAGUAGACCGUCCCGCCGCCUUAGUCCCACCAAACCAACGGCUCUUUUAAGAGCCACACACUGCUCCUUUAAGAGCAAAGUUCCAUCUAAUUAGG